CGGCAAAUACCAAGCCCAAGCAACUAAACUCAACAGACAAUGCGCUCAUUUGUGACACUGUGCACGCUGCUCGCCUUGGCGCAAGCCAAGCCGCAGGGCUACAACUACGCCAGCGGUGUUUCGGGCACAAUCGGCGGCGGCGGCGGCUACGUGAGCGCGCCCAGCAAUAAGCACAGUGUGUCCAACUAUGGCCCACUGGGUGCGUUCCAAGGCGCCAGCGUGGGCUCGCUGCUGAGUGGCUCAAGUCAUGGCCAUGGCAGUCAUUACUCCGGUGGAGGCGGCGCUACCUAUGCUAGCGCUCCAGCUAGCUCUGGCUACAGCAGCAGCGGCGACGGCUCCAGCAAUUAUGGCGGCAGCUCCUCGGCUCACUAUGGCGGCGGCGGCGGCGGCGGCUACAGUCAAAGCUCUGGCGGCUCCUCGUUCACUGGCUUUGCGCCCACGCCCAACAUUGGCUUCGGCUCACUCUCCGGCUAUCAGGCGCCCAGCUAUCAGCAGGAGCAGCAGCAGGAGCAGCGCGCUAGCUUCGAGGCUCCACUUAUACACAAGCAGUUCUUCACAGUCGCCGCACCCGAGGAGCACGAGAGCUUGGAGCGUGUCAAGCAUUUGGUCAUUGGUCGUCCGCAGCGCAAUUAUCGCGUCGUGUUCAUCAAGGCGCCCUCGUCCAGCAGCGCCAAUGUCAAGCUGUCAGCCGAGUAUGCGCCCAAGGAGGAGAAGACUGUUAUCUAUGUGCUCAGCAAGAAGGACUCGACGCUGGAGGUCAACGACAUUGCCACGCCAGCGCCCACACUGCCCAGCAAGCCCGAGAUUUUCUUCAUCAAAUACAAAACCGAUGCGGAGGCAGCGCAUGCCCAGCAGCAGAUCCAAGCCGAGUACGAUCGCAUUGAAGGCAGCUCGGAGCACACCAACGAUGGCGUAGCUGGUGUCCAAUCUGUAGUUGGCAUUCUAGACGCUGCCAAUGGCGGCGGCAGCAUCGCUACUGGUGGCAGCUAUGGUGGCUCCACUGGCGGCAGCUAUGGUGGCUCCACUGGCGGCAACUACGCCAGCGGCAGCUCCUCUCACGCUGCUGGCCACAUUCUGGCCAAUAACUUAACCUAA
Messenger RNA from Drosophila busckii, 1095 nucleotides. RefSeq names its product keratin, type I cytoskeletal 9. NCBI's taxonomy places the organism in Eukaryota, Metazoa, Arthropoda, Insecta, Diptera, Drosophilidae. The transcript has 4 exons. The record is from RefSeq and is a predicted model, not a curated record. Bases 40 to 1095 code for a protein of 351 amino acids.